Messenger RNA from Striga hermonthica, 1761 nucleotides. The record is from the annotation of a GenBank genome assembly. NCBI's taxonomy places the organism in Eukaryota, Viridiplantae, Streptophyta, Magnoliopsida, Lamiales, Orobanchaceae.
AUGUGCUCAUCUGGACUACACAGUGAAAGUGUCGAGCAACUUCUUUCUGGUGAUACAUCUCACGGAUCAUCUUGGCUUAUUGGUAGGCGUGUAUUACCUAAGAAAUCAAUGCAGCCAGUGAAGUCGGCGGAAGACAUUUCCAAUGAGUCCUCGAAGAAGUCUGUUCAAAAAGAAACGGAAAAGAGCCAAGUUCGUGACCUGAAUACGGACCACGAACGGUGCCAAAAGGCAUCGUGCUCACAGCUGCCCCUCGUGUGGGAAACACGGGUCCGAACAAGUCAUUGUGCGGCUCGUGUUGGUCGCACGAUGAAAGCACGGGCCAGCCACAAAGGUUGUAGCGUUAUACCUGUUCUCGGGGACCGAUCGUCCGAGGAUUGCUGCGGGAAACACAACCGUCGCCCGACUCCUGCACUGGUACCACCAGCGAAGGGGGCUGAGGCUCUAGCCUUUCUGUCAAUUGGCGAGAUGUACGGCCUGAGGGCUGACGAGGACUAUAGAGGCCUUCAUCUGGGGGACGUGAUUCCUUCGAGCCUGCGCCCACACGAGCACUCGCUCAAUUUUCCGGGUCGUCCCCUGCACAAGACUGCCGGGAGCUUGCAGGAUGUCCGCAAGUUCUACGACCGUCUUUUCGAGGCCGUAAAGGCCUUGGUCGACCAAACUGGCCUUGGUACCUUCUUUAGCCAUCUACGGGUGGCCGCCCCCCGCUCUUCUCCUGAGGUCACUGCUGCACUGGUGGACCGGUGGUCCGAUACCACUCAUACCUUCCACAUGGCUACCGGGGAGUUCACCAUUACUCCCGUCGACUUUGCUGCACUCACCAGACUCUCGUUCACGGGCACGGUGAUCCACUUCAAUUGCGUGUUCGAGUUGUCUGGUCGAGAUCGAGAUAUGGUCAGAGAGUUGGUUGGGGUUGUGAGAGCUGACGGUUCGCUCCCGGCGAACCACUUGCGAGAUUACUGGCUAGGGAGAGUUAGAGAGGUGCUUGAGGACGCUGAUGUGCGGAGAUUUGCUAGAGCUUUUUUGUUAUUCGCCUUGACGAAGGUGUUGUUCCCUAGGGUGAACAGCGAGGUGUUUUGGGCUCUUCUUCCUAGCCUGGUUGAUUUAGCUGUUGUUUCCACUUUGGACUGGGCCAGAGCAGGGCUGGCUCAGAUGUACUACGCCCUGGACUUGUGCGCUCAUGAGCAGCGCAAGGAUCUGCUAUGCUCCCCUGUUCUUCUUCAGGCGUGGACCUAUGAGCAUGGCUUCCUUCCUCCUCCAGUGAGGAAGGAUGCUGCCAGCUACCCAGGGUUCCCCAGGAUCACUUCCUGGAUGGUAUCCUGGACGGAUGUAGAGACCAGCCUGGAGGCUGCCAGACGACGCUUGCUUGAGUUCACACAGACCCAGGUAUCCGUCUUCACUUCAGAUUUCUCUCUCCUUUGUGACAAAGGAUUUACUGACUCGCGCUUGUAUCAGGACUUUUCUUCACCUUGGGGACCUACUGUUGAGUGGUCAGAGGCCAUGACUGCUUCAGCUCGAUUAGUAGGAUGCCGCUUUCUGAUGGAGUCCCCUAUGGCUUUAGUGUGGUAUUUCGUGGAGCGAGUCAUAGAUUGCUACGACAUCCCUGUUAUCCGGCUCAUUCCUCCUCACCUGCCCACUUGUCUGUUCUGGACUUCUUCUAUACCAGCUGAGGAGCACCCGGACAUCACCGGGGAUGGGCGGUGGGCCGAGCGAGGCGGUGUCCCCAGCCCGAGUUCUACUUCCGAGGACGAGGUCGAUGAGUAG